Molecule: messenger RNA, 6010 nt
Organism: Chilo suppressalis (striped riceborer)
Lineage: Eukaryota; Metazoa; Arthropoda; Insecta; Lepidoptera; Crambidae
Source: the annotation of a GenBank genome assembly
AUUUAAUACAAUAGUUGAAGUAUAAAGCGCGCGAGUGAAGGUUAAGUUCCUACUUUGUGGUUUUUCAGUUUUUCGUGUUCUAAGUGUUACUCAGUGUAUUACUAUAAUAACUGUAGGAAGUACCGAAGUAUUUAUCGUUAGUCGUUCUACCACCAUAAAAAGAUCAUGCAAGAUGAUGGGGGUUAAACUCCUUGCAGCGUUUCUUAUGCUGGCUCUCGUGGUCGUCGUGAACACACAGGAAGAACAUUGUGCGUACAUGGUAGAAAUACCGAGGCCACCAACACCAGUGUUACCAGAACUGGAUUUCGAAGGAACAUGGAGUCAGAGACCGUUACUGCCGCCGCCGGUUCGUGAGGAGGUAUGCAUGGGCAUAUACCAGAGCGGCGCCAGCAUAGGCCAGCAGGUUAUCUUCAUGGAGGAGGAGAUUCAAGGCGACGUCAUUAUUGCUAAACUCAACUAUCAAGGCACGAAUCAACCAACCAUCCAAUUGCCCUUGAUACAAGGCGGCUAUGAAAACCUGGGGCCCGUGAUUAAAAGAAUUCCAGUACUAGAUAAUGAUUGGUACCUGGUCAUCACACAACGGCAAGAUUACGAGAUUGCGGUGAUGCGCAACUAUCAGUUCGUGAUCCAGAUUGCAGGCGAGACGCUGCGGGCCGGCGUGUCCUUGGUGAUAGUCAACAUCGACGACAACCCACCCAUCAUCCAUGCCCUGGAUUCUUGCCUCGUGCCCGAGCUUGGCGAAGCCCGUCUAACCGAGUGCGUGUACGAAGUGACAGAUAUAGAUGGAAAGAUAAGCACUUGGAAUAUGACAUUCGAAGUGCUGAGCGACAGAAAUGACGACGAAAUAUUCUACAUGAAGGGUGAAAACAUAGAGAACACCUGGCACACAAUGCUGAUGACCGUUGGCAUUACAAGACCGCUGAACUUUGAAACUAAUCGCCUGCAUAUUUUCACUGUCGUAGCAAAGGACUCGCUACCCAAUAACGACACAGUGACAAUGCUGGUACAAGUGGCGAACGUGGAGCACCGGCCUCCCCGCUGGGUGGAGAUAUUCGCGGUGCAGCAGUUCGACGAGGAGUCGCAUCAGCAGUUCAACGUGCGCGCCAUCGACGCCGACAUCGAAAUCGGCAGGGAGAUCUACUACAAGCUGAUUACGGAGCCUGAUGAUACGUUUUUCUCCAUCGCACCCAACGAUGAGGAAGGAGCCACUCUAUUCGUGGAUCCUAUCGACAGAGAUACUCUCGAAAGGGAGCUGUUUAGACUGUCUAUAGUCGCCUACAAGUCGAACAACGAGUCGCUCGCCACCGAAGCCAACGUGAUCAUCAUAGUCAACGACAUCAACGACCAACGACCAGAGCCAUUGCAGAAAGAAUACUCUACCGCUAUAGAAGAGGAGACUCCUUUCACUUUGGACUUUGGGCCGAACUUCGGAUUCCAUGAUCGGGACUUGGGCGACAACGCCCGGUACACGGUAGAACUCCGCGACGUGUACCCGCCUGGAGCAUCAGCGGCCUUCGCCAUCUCCCCAGACGAAGGAUACCAGAGGCAGACCUUCAUCAUGAGUACAAUCAACCAUACCAUGCUCGACUAUGAAGUCCCCGAGUUCCAACACAUCGUCCUCGAGCUAGUGGCGACAGACAAGAAUAAUUCUGAUUUCAUUGGAGUGGCCACACUUUAUAUAGAUUUGAUCAACUGGAACGACGAAGUGCCGAUAUUCGAAGAGACCUCCUACGAAGUUACCUUCAAGGAGACAGUCGAAAAGAAUUUCCAUGUUGCCACAGUACUCGCUAACGACCGCGAUAUUGACGACAAAGUUGUGCAUUCAUUGAUGGGCAACGCCGGCGAGUUGCUGCGUAUUGACGAAGACACUGGCGACGUGUACGUCGACGCUAACGACGCAUUCGAUUUCCAUAGACAGAACGUGCUAUUCGUACAGGUGCGAGCAGACGACACUCUGAGAGCUCUGGAUCGUGGGACACAUACUACCACCACUCAACUUGUCAUUUACCUGGAGGAUGUCAAUAAUACGCCACCAACAUUGAGGCUGCCAAGAAACAGUCCCAGCGUAGAGGAGAACGUGCCAGAAGGCCACGUGAUCGAGACUACAAUCAGAGCAACUGAUCCUGAUACUACGGCACAUCUCGUAUUCGAAAUCAACUGGGAGGACAGCUGGGCCACCAAGCAAGGCCGCCCCACUAAUGUACGGGAAUACUCCGGUUGUGUCGCGAUUGAAACUAAGUACGAGAACGAGAACAACCUGGGCUCAGCCAGCGGCACAAUAGUGGCCAAGGAGAUCAGGCAUAACGUCACCAUCGACUUCGAAGAGUUCGAGGUGCUAUACCUCAGCAUCAGGGUGCGGGACCUGAAUACGGUCGUGGGAGACGAUUAUGACGAAGCAAUAUUCACCGUGAACAUAAUCGACAUGAACGACAACGCGCCUAUCUUUUCUCCGGGCAGUCUCGCACAGUCGAUGCGGGUGAGAGAAGUCUCAUCGUCGGGGACCGUCAUAGGGUCCAUACUGGCCACUGAUAUUGACGGGCCGCUGUACAACAACGUGCACUACCGGCUCGUACCAAUAAAUGACACUCUCGAUGGUCUAGUAAAAAUAGACCCCAUAAGCGGUCAAAUCACGGUGGACGAGGACGAAGCUAUAGAUGCCGACGUACCACCGCGAUAUCACCUUUAUUACCAGGUGAUUGCGAGCGACCAGUGUCUGGAAGAUGAGUGCCCACCCGACCCGAUGCACUUCAAUACGACUGGCUACAUCCAAAUAGAGAUCCUGGACACCAACAACAAGUUCCCCGAGGAACGCUUGGACCUAUUCAAGUCGGUGGUGCCCAUCAAAGAGAAAUCACCCAGCGGCUACCAGAUUGUACAGCUGUUCUCGCAAGACCUCGACAGAGACGAGCUAUAUAACACGGUCCGGUACCAGAUCAACUACGCUUGGAACCCUCAGCUGCGUUUAUUCUUCGAGAUAGACCUAGAUACAGGGAUGUUGUACGUGAACUACACCAGUAACGCGGUCCUCGACCGAGACUUCGGGGAGCCGAGGCACACCAUAUUCGUCAACCUCAUCGAUAACUUCUUCACAGCCGGAGAGGGUCGAAGGAAUCAAAACACAUCGACCAUAGAGGUGAUUCUCCUAGACAUCAACGACCAGGUGCCUUUGAUGCCCGAAGAUCUCACGUGGUCCAUCUCCGAGGGGCUGCUGGCGGGCGAGUUGGUGGACCCCAUAAUCUUUGCGCCGGACUACGAUGAGCCGGGUACUUAUAAUUCUCUGGUCGGAUACCGCGUCCUCGACAUGAAUACUACAAGGGACAUCGAUGUGCCAAUCUUGUUCGACACUUAUUUAAUCCAGCACGACGAGGGAAACCGCGCCAGGCUGAAGACUCUGCAAGACCUAAGGGGCUUCUGGGGCAAUCACAUGAUACAUGUUACGGCGUACGACCACGGUGAUCCUCCCCUGGCUUCGGACAUAUGGUACCCCGUCGAGAUACGUCCCUACAAUUACUACGAUCCUGAGUUUGUGUUUCCUGUACACGGCAGCACUUAUCGAUUUGCUCGGGAGCGCGCAGUGGAAAACAACCAGCUGACGUUGGCGGACGGAAAUAUACUGCCACGUAUAUCUGCUACCGAUCAAGACGGACUGGAAGCCGGCCGCGUGACCUUUUCUAUAGUGGGCGACGCUACCGCGGUGGAUCAUUUCACUGUUAUGAAUGACGGUGAGAACCUGGGCACGCUGAUACUGACUAAAAUCCCCGAGGACAUGACCGAGUGCCAAAUAACGAUCCGCGCGACGGACGGAGGAACGGAGCCUUUCUCUCGAAGCACGGAGCUCACAGUGAGAGCUCUGUUUGUCACCACCAUUGGAGAGCCUAUAUUUACCGACAACACCAUCACUGUACCCUUCACAGAGGGCCCCACCGGCUUGCAGCAGAGCCACGACCUUCCUCACGCAACCGACCCCAAGAACUACGACUGCCACGACGACUGCAACGACAUCUUCUACCGGAUCGUUGGUGGUAACACCGGCGGCUACUUCCAGCUGGACCCCGUAAGGAACCGCUUGACCCUGGCCCAAGCGUUAGACCAGGAGCAGAAUCGUUUCCACAGCAUCGUGGUGGCGGCCAGCAACUCUCCAUCCGCCACCGGCACGCCGCUAGAUGGCACCACGCUAACCGUCACCAUCAACGUGGUGGAAGAAGAUCCUCGGCCAGUUUUCGAAAGGGAGCUGUAUACGGCCGGCAUUUCAGUCUUAGAUACGAUUCAAAGGGAACUUCUAACAGUUCAGGCGACGCACUCACUGGGGGACAACAUAUCGUAUGCGAUAGACGCCGCCAGUAUGGUAGCGGACAGCAGCCUGGCGGUGGUAGCGGAGACAGCAUUCUUGUUGCACGCGCGCUCGGGCGUGCUCAGCCUCAAUAUGCAGCCCACGGCCAAUAUGCACGGCAUGUUCGAGUUCGACGUCACCGCUACGGACUCUAGUGGUGGAGUUGGCAGAGCCCAAGUGAAGGUAUACCUGAUAUCAUCACAAAACCGCGUCGUGUUCAUGUUUGAGAAUACGCUAGAUGAAAUCGUCAAUGCCACGGACUUCAUAGCGGAAACGUUCACGAACGCGUUCCUUAUGACGUGCAACAUAGACCAGGUGCUGAUGGGUAGCGACGACAGCGGCGCCGCCAGAGAGGACCGCACCGAGGUGCGCGCGCACUUCAUACGGGACAACGUGCCCGUGCCCGCCGAGCAGAUCGACCCGCUCCGCACCGACACAGCGCUCUUGAAUCACAUCCAGCAACGCCUCAGUGAGCGCAACCUUGUUCUACAGGACCUGUCCACGGGCCUCGCACAGUCCGCUGACCCCGUGCAAACCGUGAUCUACAUACUGGCUGGACUAUGCAUACUGCUGACUUUACUACUGCUCGUGCUAUCGGUCGUGUUCUCUUUCAAAACCAGCGCAUUGAACCGCCGCAUGAAAGCGAUGUCGAUGACGAAGUUCGGAUCUGUUGACUCUGGUCUGAACCGCAUGGGUAUCGCUCCCGGCACCAACAAGCACACCGUCGAGGGCUCCAACCCCAUCUACAACGAGAACAUCAAGGCACCCGACUUUGAUGCUAUCAGCGAUAUGAGCAAUGACUCGGACCUGAUUGGUAUCGAAGACCUGCCGCAGUUCCGCGGGGACUUCUUGCCUCCAGAAGACUCCAACUCCACGGCAAUGAUCAUGGGGGAUCAGCAGUCGGACUCGGUUGCCAAUCAUAAGAACAAUUUCGGCUUCAUGACGAGCCCCUUCAGCCCAGAGUUCACCAACAAGCAAUUCCGGCUAUGAUGCACCAACACCCAUUACAUCACUUUGUUAACUGCUAUAAUUUUUAGAUAUAUUAUUUGCCUUCAAACAAAAACAAGCAAGAUCCGUUGAAUUCUAAAUCUAAAAAAAAUGCCAGCUGAAAUUUAACUCGGCCAAGGUUUCAGGUAGCGUAGUGGUUAGUUCAUCGCAUACAUAGACAGCGGAUAAUGCAAGUUCGAGUCCUACCUGAAACCUGGGGGCCAUUCGCCUAACGGGAUUGCUUUGGAAAACGCUCUCGCUUACGAAGUCAUUUUGUUAUUUCUAGUCACCUGAGGUUUUCAAAUGCCUCGCGCGCUCUUUUUUUUAUUUUGCAUUGGUAAUACUUAAACAAUAUUAAAUAAAAUGAACGUGAAGUAUUUGAAAACCUUCGACGGUCAGAAAUAACAAAAUGAAAUAACAAAUUCCAAAACAAUCCCGUUAGGCGAAUGGCCCCCUGGACUGAGUUGAAUGUUUAUUAAUAUAAAUUUUCAUCAGAAGCAAUUGCAGUGUCUAUAUUGUUAAGUUGUAGUUAUAGGUUAGUAACUACAACUUGUUUGAUAGCUGUUCCUUACUGCUUACUCUUACUUAAAAUAUACACAAAAAUGUUAUUAAUUGAAAUAAAAUAGGCAGAUCAUGAUGGGAAAUCAACAUUUUUAUGAAGAUAAAUUAAAUUGCCUACGUAUGAACUUAAUG